Molecule: messenger RNA, 1286 nt
Organism: Phascolarctos cinereus (koala)
Lineage: Eukaryota; Metazoa; Chordata; Mammalia; Diprotodontia; Phascolarctidae
Gene: CSN1S1
Product: casein alpha s1
Source: RefSeq, a predicted model, not a curated record
AAUUAGCAUAUCAUCAAUCACAGAGUUUAAAUAGCUGGGAAGCAGAAGUGGACAACAUCACUUCCAUCAGACCACUUCCCUCUGACUCAAGAGAUCAGCAUUUCCUGGGCAACCAUUUUCCAACCACUCAAGUCUACUGACAAGACUGGAAAUAUCCACUUCUAAGUUGAGAUCCAGGCUUAGGCAAGUCUCAGACACGAUGAAGCUGCUCUUCUUCUCCUGCCUAGUGGCUCUUGCUCUGGCCAUGCCAGAUGCCCUCCAUUUAUCUGCUGAUAAUGAAAAUGUCAUUCCAUUAAGCGAGGUUUCAUCAAGCGAGGAGUCUUUCCACCAGUUGAACAGAGACAGAUACCCCUUGGAAGAAUAUGAGCUUGACAAAUCCAGAGAGGACUUGAAGACUUCAUCAAGCGAGGAAUCUGUCACUCCAUCUACUGAAGAACGUGUCCGCAGAGAGGUUGGAUACACCUUCAUCAAGGAGGGUUCUUCUGCCUCAAGGGAGCAGAGAAAGAAAGAUGUCAACGGACGGCGCCUGCAGGAUCUGAGAAAACUUCUACAAGAGAGAGCUAUCCAUUUACGCUACCUGGAGUCUCUUUAUCAUCCUAUUGAGCUAAUAAAACCUCAAGAGUACAGAGAAUUAUUCAUGGAAAUUGGCCAUCCCAGAAACAAAAGCAGCCGAAAUUCUACUACCCAUAUGUUCCAGUUUCCAUGCCACGGCUUCCCCCUUAUUCAGAAGAAGCCUCUGUCCCUCCUAUCCGCAGUGCCCCACGAUCUUCUAUCAAAAGGGCUACUGAAGCAGACUUUACCCAUUCUGAAGAGAAGAAGAAUUAAGAAGAGCUUUCCAGAUCUCCCUCUCUCCUAGUCCUUGUUCUGACUGAAAAUUCCAACCUCUUUAUGGGAUCUGUCUUCUAUUGGUGUCUACAAAUAACAUCAUCCUAUGCAGGAAAUUUGAUGUUCAUUAUUGAAUGAAAAAACAAAAGCAAAGCAAAACUCAGGAGAGUGGAAUCUUUCUCUGAUGUAUACUACAUGGCAUUAUUCCUCUUAAUCAAAAUUUGAUUUAGAAACUCUCUUUCCUAUGUCCCACUUUCAGUCCUGACAAGCCAGGUGAAGGGCAUUCUAGUAUGGACACAUUAUUUAUAGGUACCAAAGCUUUUGCUAUGUUUCUGUAAAGGGAAUUUAUAAGAACGAGUCUUUGAAUUAUUUAAUUUCUUAGCACUUCUCCUUCUAGCUACUGUGUAAUAAAGUUUUCCUUUUUUCUUGCUUUUAAUAAAUUACUUAUUAAGGCACCAUCA